AUGCUUUCUCAAGUCCUAGCAAUAUCUAUCUUUAUGGGUGGUGCUCUUUCCAUCCCAGUUCAAAAACGCGCGAGCUGCCCUAACAUCCAUGUUUUUGGUGCUCGAGAAACAACCGUUUCUGCUGGAUACGGUUCGUCCAUCACAGUCGUGGAUGACGUCCUGAAUACCUAUCCAGGCUCUACCGCGGAAGCCAUCGUGUACCCUGCAUGCGGUGGCCAGUCUUCAUGCGGGAGUAUAAGCUAUUCGGACUCUGUUGCUCAAGGCAUCGCAGCCGUCGCAUCUGCCGUGAAUUCCUUCAAUUCAGAGUGUCCAGAUAGCGACAUCAUCCUGGUAGGGUAUUCCCAGGGUGCAGAGAUCAUGGAUGUUGCUCUGUGUGGCGGAGGAGAUCCCAAUCAGGGGUAUACCAACACUGCUGUUCAACUGUCGGCGUCUGCUGUGUCCAUGGUGAAAGCGGCGAUUUUCAUGGGUGACCCAAUGUUCAGAGCGGGCCUGCCAUAUGAGGUUGGCACCUGUACUGCCGGUGGCUUUGACGAACGGCCAGCGGGCUUCAGCUGCCCUUCAGCUAGUCUGAUACAGUCGUACUGCGAUGCUGCAGAUCCAUAUUGCUGCAAUGGUAGUGACGCAGCAACCCAUCAGGGCUACGGAGCAGAAUAUGGAAACCAGGCUCUGGCUUUUAUUGAGAGCAAACUCCCUGAUACCUCCACUAGUAAAUAG
Messenger RNA from Talaromyces atroroseus, 714 nucleotides. Its product is annotated as Acetylxylan esterase 2. The transcript has 2 exons. Bases 1 to 714 code for a protein of 237 amino acids. Gene Ontology annotation, molecular function: hydrolase activity. Lineage: Eukaryota; Fungi; Ascomycota; Eurotiomycetes; Eurotiales; Trichocomaceae. The record is from RefSeq and is a predicted model, not a curated record.